Messenger RNA from Misgurnus anguillicaudatus (oriental weatherfish), 5922 nucleotides. Lineage: Eukaryota; Metazoa; Chordata; Actinopteri; Cypriniformes; Cobitidae. The record is from RefSeq and is a predicted model, not a curated record.
GCACUUGCAGCCAUUUUCUGCUCUUUGUGUGGGGUGGAUUAGCGGAUAGAGACCGAACCUACAGCAUCAUUUCUACUACACCGAGCAAACGUUAUUUCAUACGGGUUGUUUCGCUCUGCUUUGACCGUCCCUUAUUGUAGGAGCGGACAUGCAAGUAGCAGAUUGGGCGGCUUUGUGAGUGAACCUGUGUCGCCAUGACAACCCACGUGACCUUGGAGGAUGCGCUGUCCAAUGUGGACCUGCUGGAGGAGCUACCCCUCCCCGACCAGCAGCCAUGCAUCGAACCUCCACCUUCUUCCAUCAUGUACCAGGCAAACUUUGACACCAACUUUGAGGACAGAAAUGCGUUUGUCACUGGUAUUGCCCGCUACAUUGAACAGGCCACUGUGCACUCCAGCAUGAAUGAGAUGCUGGAGGAGGGACAUGAAUAUGCUGUCAUGCUUUACACCUGGAGGAGCUGCUCCAGAGCUAUUCCUCAGGUGAAGUGCAAUGAGCAGCCAAACCGAGUUGAGAUUUAUGAGAAGACUGUGGAGGUGCUGGAGCCUGAAGUCACCAAGCUCAUGAAGUUCAUGUACUUCCAGCGCAAGGCCAUCGAGCGUUUCUGCAGCGAGGUAAAGAGACUGUGUCACGCCGAACGCAGGAAGGACUUUGUGUCCGAGGCCUACCUGCUCACUUUAGGAAAGUUCAUCAACAUGUUUGCUGUGCUGGACGAACUAAAAAACAUGAAGUGCAGUGUAAAAAAUGACCACUCUGCUUACAAAAGAGCGGCCCAAUUCUUAAGAAAGAUGGCCGACCCACAGUCCAUCCAGGAGUCCCAAAACCUUUCUAUGUUUUUAGCCAACCACAACAGAAUUACGCAGUGUCUGCACCAGCAGCUGGAGGUGAUCCCGGGAUAUGAGGAGCUGCUGGCUGACAUUGUCAACAUCUGUGUGGAUUACUAUGAGAACAAAAUGUAUCUAACCCCCAGCGAGAAACACAUGCUGCUAAAGGUUAUGGGUUUUGGCCUGUACUUGAUGGAUGGAAAUGUCAGCAACAUCUACAAGCUGGAUGCAAAGAAAAGGAUAAACCUCAGCAAAAUCGACAAAUUCUUUAAGCUUCAGGUUGUGCCCCUGUUUGGAGACAUGCAGAUCGAACUGUCACGAUACAUAGAAACAAGUGCACACUAUGAGGAGAACAAGUCCAAGUGGACCUGCACUCAAAGCAGCAUCAGUCCGCAGUACAACCUGUGUGAGCAGAUGGUGCAGAUCAGAGAAGACCACAUUCGCUUCAUAUCUGAGCUGGCACGCUAUAGCAACAGUGAGGUGGUGACCGGCUCCGGGCUGGACAGUCAGAAGUCUGAUGAGGAAUAUAGGGAACUCUUUGACCUGGCACUCAGGGGUCUACAACUUCUGUCCAAGUGGAGCACACACGUCAUGGAAGUGUACUCUUGGAAACUGGUUCACCCCACUGAUAAGUUCUGUAAUAAAGACUGUCCGGGCACAGCCGAAGAGUAUGAACGUGCUACGCGCUACAAUUACACCAGUGAGGAGAAGUUUGCCUUGGUGGAGGUCAUUGCUAUGAUCAAGGGUCUUCAGGUUCUGAUGGGACGGAUGGAGAGCGUGUUCAACCAAGCCAUCAGGCACACCAUCUACUCCGCCCUGCAGGAUUUUGCACAAAUGACCCUGAGAGAACCGCUUAGACAGGCGGUACGCAAGAAAAAGAACGUCCUCAUUAGUGUUCUACAGGCCAUCCGUAAAACCAUCUGUGAUUGGGAAGGGGCAAGAGAACCGCCCAAUGAUCCCUGUCUCAGGGGAGAGAAGGACCCCAAAGGAGGCUUCGAUAUCAAAGUACCCCGCCGUGCCGUUGGUCCAUCAAGCACACAGCUGUACAUGGUUCGCACCAUGCUGGAGUCUCUUAUUGCCGACAAAAGUGGCUCUAAGAAAACUCUUCGCAGCAGUUUAGAUGGCCCCAUCGUUCAGGCCAUUGAAGACUUCCACAAGCAGUCGUUCUUCUUCACACAUCUCCUAAACUUCAGUGAGGCCUUGCAGCAGUGCUGUGAUUUGUCCCAACUUUGGUUCCGUGAGUUCUUCUUAGAACUUACCAUGGGCCGUCGCAUUCAGUUCCCCAUUGAGAUGUCCAUGCCCUGGAUCCUCACCGACCACAUUCUGGAGACCAAAGAACCCUCCAUGAUGGAAUAUGUGUUGUAUCCAUUGGAUCUUUAUAAUGACAGUGGGUAUUACGCCCUCACCAAGUUUAAGAAGCAGUUCCUCUAUGAUGAGAUCGAGGCUGAGGUCAACCUGUGUUUCGAUCAGUUUGUCUACAAAUUAGCCGAUCAGAUAUUUGCCUACUACAAAGCAAUGGCUGGAAGUGUCCUCUUGGACAAACGCUUCCGGGCCGAGUGUAAGAACUACGGCGUGAUCAUCCCGUACCCGCCGUCGAACCGCUAUGAGACACUGCUCAAACAGAGACAUGUGCAGCUCCUGGGUCGCUCCAUUGACCUGAACAGAUUGAUAACCCAGAGGAUCUCAGCAGCCAUGUACAAAUCUCUGGAUCAGGCUAUCAGCCGUUUCGAGAGCGAAGACCUCACCUCCAUAGUGGAGCUCGAGUGGCUGCUGGAAAUCAACCGGUUGACUCAUCGUCUACUAUGUAAGCACAUGACACUGGACAGUUUUGACGCCAUGUUCCGUGAAGCAAACCACAAUGUGUCCGCUCCAUAUGGACGCAUUACUCUGCACGUCUUCUGGGAACUGAACUUUGACUUCUUGCCAAACUACUGUUACAACGGCUCCACCAACAGGUUUGUGCGGACAGCCAUUCCAUUUACCCAGGAGCCUCAGAGGGACAAACCGGCCAAUGUCCAGCCUUACUACUUGUAUGGCUCAAAGCCUCUGAACAUUGCUUACUCCCACAUCUACAGUUCCUACAGGAACUUUGUGGGCCCUCCACACUUCAAAACAAUCUGUCGUCUUCUGGGUUACCAGGGCAUCGCUGUAGUGAUGGAGGAACUUCUCAAGAUUGUCAAGAGCUUGUUGCAGGGUACCAUCCUGCAGUAUGUGAAGACACUUAUAGAAGUGAUGCCCAAGAUCUGCCGUCUGCCCCGUCAUGAGUAUGGCUCACCAGGAAUCUUGGAGUUCUUUCACCAUCAGCUGAAGGACAUCAUUGAAUAUGCUGAAUUGAAGACAGAUGUGUUUCAGAGUUUGAGGGAGGUGGGAAACGCCAUCCUCUUCUGUCUGCUCAUCGAGCAAGCUCUGGUGGUAAGGAAUUAGGCCUCAUUCAUAUAACCAAACCACAGAACGACUGAACGCCUGGUUUCUAUACUUUUCUUUAAUCACUUUUCUGCCGUGUUCUGCCAUGGAUUCAAGGAUGUUAGUGUUCACUGAGAUCUCAAUAUACUCAGUAUUAAAAGCUGUCAGUGGCUGGAAUCCACACAUUGCAUUAAUAAUUAACAAACAGUUCACCCCCAAAAUAAAAAUUCUAUCAUUAUGUGUUUAGUUUAGUUUCACAAAAAAAAAAACACUUUGAUUUGAGAGAGCUUUAAUUUUUGGGUGGACUGUGUUUUUAUGAGCUCUCUUUUAGGAUAAUUUUCUCAAUUAUUUAUUCACCCUCGUAUAAUUUCCAAAGUAGUCUUCAGUCAUGGAGUCAUACAGGUUGGGAAUGACUUGAGAGUGAGUAAAUGAUGACAAUAUUUUAAAUUUUAAAUGAAAUUGUUUCUUUUAAAAGUCUUCCUUGUUUUCAUGGCAGUCACGUCUUCUCUCUGGCUGCCUGUGAUGUCCUGUGCUGGUGCACAUCUGCUUUCAUACACCUCUCUUCUUCUGACUGUAUUCCUGAUGCCUGUUUCUCGCCAGUGUUUCUUUAUGGGUCUCUAUCUGAAACAUAGUGAAUGUGUCGGAUGAUCAUUGCACGCUGAUCUCAUUAACAUCUUUUCUGUCAGGAGACUCUUCUGGUCGUCAUCUUAUUCUUCUCUGGAUGUCGUUUGGUGCUUGUUUUAUUAUUGUGAAUGAUGUGAUUUUUGCUAUUCUUUGUGUACUGCAUUGAUUUGAAGGCCAUUGCCAUGUGAUGUUUAAACUUUUAAAUUGCAUUUUCAGCAACUUUUUCAAUUUAUUUCAUACUAUGUUCCAAAGUUUCAAAAACACAAUUUUAUUUCCUACGUAACUUCUUUUAUUCACUAACCACUUGCAGUUUAGUGUAGAUGAUAAAUGCACUUAAUCUGUGCUGUGCUUUAUUUUAAGUAAUUGAUAUUUUCCAUGACCGUUGCUGUUAAUUGUAUUUUAUUUAUAAAAUUUAGCAUCAGAGCUUUAUAACUGGAUGUAUCUAGAAAGCAGGGAUUUAUCAAGGGCACUUGAUGUGUUUUGAAAAGAUGAAAUGAUGUGCCUGGAUUGUCAUGGGGAAGCGAUGCUGACCAGUCCCACAAAAAGUAGAUCAGCAAUAGCAUUCAGUGUUAUUUUUUGGAAUUUUACAUGUAGUGAAUUAGGUGCUAAAGCAGUGCAUCAGUGCCGCAAUUCAUUCUUUGUGAUAUCCCAGGUGGUGAUAUAAGAGUUACAAUACUAAACUAUAAUCAAAUAACACAUUAAGCAUGGCAAAGGGGCUCAGUAAGUAGUACUGUUGCUUCACAGCAAGUCAGGUGGCCUUACUGUGUGAAGUUUGCAAGUUCUCCCUGUGUCAGCGUGGGUUAACUCCGGGUAUUCCGGUUUCCUCCCAUAGUCCAAAAACAUCCUGGUUAGGUUAAUUUGGAGAUGCCAAACUGUCUUUUCCCAACUCCUGUAUAGACCUUUUGCGAGUCGACGUCACAGUUACGUCACGCGCGCAAUGUGGUGGCAGAAAAACAGUGGAAAUGAAUGAGACACGAGUGAAAUGAACAAUAUAACUCACUAGAAAAUGUCUUGUUGUGCUGUUGAGUGUCAGAAUAGGAAUGCCAAAAUAGAUGACCUUCAUUUUUAUAGUAUACCGUCAUCAAAGACACCAUUUGAAGAUAAACGUAGGUGUUUAUGGUUGCAAUAAGCCCUCAACCGGACAGACUGGAGUGAUGAAAUCAUUUGGAAAUCUUUAAAUAAUUUGAAUAGAAAAUAAUUAGAGAAGAUAUCCGGAGUUCUGUCGAAGUCUGUUCCCUCUAUGUGUCUCUUAUAGCGUUUUCAUCACGUUACGUUUAUAAUUUAUUUAGAAAGAUUAAAGAUUUGAAUGAGUUCAUAAUAUCAAUAUUACCAUUUAUUAAAGUUUUCAUAUUUAUUUUGUUUUCUAUUACUUCUUUUUGCCUUCUAUCUUAGCCUAUGUCUUCUUCCUGUUUGUUUUAAAUUAUAAUGUUUACUAAUAAAUAUAUAAACAUAGCACACACACACGAUGUAAAGUGUUAAUAAUAUAUAAACAGGCCUAUACAAAUUAAUUUGUAUGUAAACAUAAUAGUUUUAGAACAAACACGUAGGCUAAAAAUAUAAGGAAGAAAUUGAAUACAGGAAAUUAUGAAAUAUUUAAUAAAUGAUAUUAUACAGAAUACACGAUAGUAUUACUCUUAUAAGUACUUCAGCGAUUCAUACUGUAAAAAUAAUUGAUUUUCGAAUAAAGAACAAUACAUAUAUAUUACAUACAUGCACACAUAUCAGUAGCCAAUUCAUUUAAACUUCUAAUUUAUUAAAAAAAUAAAUGUAACUUGGUGAAAACGUUAUAAGAAACAUUACACUAAAGAGAAAUAUAGGGGAAACAGACUUCUACAGAACACCAGAUCCAUAAAAAUCACAGUUUAACGCUAAAACACUUCACACCCCUAUUGCGGAGCUGUCACUUUCUGCCACCAGUUGGACUCCGCCCACAAAAAAAGUCAUCUCUGUUUGUAAACACGCAAAAGGUCUAUACAGUAGAUUAACCGGUUCCUGCCAUAUUAAUAGCCAUAGAGGCUGCAAUUAAGUUAAGAAUUAAUAAACAACAUACAAUAUACACUGCAAAAAAAUAUUU